AUGGACAUCUUAUGCCAGCAAAGAAGAGCGUCGGAUGUCAGAAACAUGUUGAAGAGUUUUGGUGGCAGGAAGAGCACUGAGCUGUUGUCUUUAACACCAAAGAUUGAUGAGAUAGAUUAUGAGACUACAACAAUGUCAGAACGUCCUAGAGUUGUACUUGAGCAAGAAUUUGAAAUGCUUUUUGAAGGCAUCACACAUCCGGGAAGUGAUCAAUAUGAUUGUGAAAUUGGUACUUUCACUACUGGUAUAAAUCCUCCUGGUGGUGUCUACCAGGAGGGCCAGCUUAAAGGACAGUCAACAGUUGGCAGAACAACAGCUUUUAUGGUCUUUGCAAUAUGCAACACAGCAGCACUUUUCAUAUCUAUGUGCAUUGUCAUUGUCUUGGUCAGCAGCAUUCCCUUCCGACGAAAACCACUAAUGAAACUACUGGUGGUUGCUCACAAAGUAAUGUGGGUGGCGGUGUCACUAAUGGCCACAGCUUAUGUCGCAGCCAUGUGGAUGAUCAUGCCACACGGUGAAGGUGUAAAUUGGACCCUUGAAGUAGAGAUAUCUGUGUGUGCAGGGCCUAUGGGAUCUGUUUUUUUAUUCCUUGGUGUCACAUGGACCAGACACUGGUUGAUGAAGUUCAAGUGGGGGAAGCAGAGAGGUAAAACUACAGAGGAAAGAGCACAUAAACAAGCUGUACGAGCACAGAAAAGAACAGAGGAUACACCAGAAAACAACUCAUCAUUAUCCACCAACUUCAUUGCUUGGAGUUUCGAAGAACUAGGAUAUCAUACGUACUGA
Messenger RNA from Rosa chinensis, 786 nucleotides. RefSeq lists its product as uncharacterized. Gene Ontology annotation, cellular component: plasma membrane. The record is from RefSeq and is a predicted model, not a curated record. Lineage: Eukaryota; Viridiplantae; Streptophyta; Magnoliopsida; Rosales; Rosaceae. The transcript has 2 exons. Gene Ontology annotation, molecular function: protein phosphatase regulator activity; protein phosphatase 1 binding. The coding region runs from base 1 to 786 and encodes 261 amino acids.